This is a messenger RNA of Mytilus californianus (California mussel), 564 nucleotides long. RefSeq lists its product as uncharacterized. Lineage: Eukaryota; Metazoa; Mollusca; Bivalvia; Mytilida; Mytilidae. The coding region runs from base 28 to 564 and encodes 178 amino acids. The transcript has 5 exons. The record is from RefSeq and is a predicted model, not a curated record.
UUUAAAGGCAUCGACGUAACCCUUACAAUGUUCCAAAUAAUGGUGACUAUAUCCUCCGUUUUAAUCCUCCCUCUUGUCAUGGCUUAUGAUAUGAAAUUUGGUUAUCAAAUAAGCGAAGGGAAGGCACGAUUUUUUGAAGACAUAGAAACUAAUCUAGGGAAAAAUAUAGUGAAAAUCCAUACUCCAGCACAUAAUGAUGUUAUGGAAUCCUACCUGAUGCAAGACUUUCAGAAGAACAAACAGAUUACAUGCCUCCCAUCACUAAAUCAAUGUAGAGUCAGGGAGAUUGAUAGGGAAACCGGUGUGGAUGCUGGUAAAAUUGCAGAGGCGUUUGUUCACAGCUGGAACAAGGGUAGUAACAGUAUAUCAAAAUCAAAGUCUAAAGAGGUAACAGAGUUGUAUUAUAUUGAUGGCGAUGAAGUCACUGACACAGUUUCACUUGGAGAAGACUUGAGACAAUUUUAUAUAGGUUUCGGAUACCAACUGUAUCAGGAAAAGAAAAUACCACAUGACGCUGAAAUGCUUAAUAUGACCGUCUAUACAGGUAUAUCUUAUCGGAAAUAA